This is a messenger RNA of Hymenoscyphus albidus, 1219 nucleotides long. Lineage: Eukaryota; Fungi; Ascomycota; Leotiomycetes; Helotiales; Helotiaceae. The record is from the annotation of a GenBank genome assembly.
AUCAACCCCUCCAUCUACAGUACAGGUUCAUCAACAUUAAGGCAGACAACCGUCGGCUUCUCAUCAUGACGACUCGAACUGCCUCACAUGCUGGAUCAUGGUAUAAGAGUGGCCGUUCUCAGCUAGCAAACGAGCUCCAGCAGUACCUGGAUGCUGUCCCUGCUACCAUUGAAGACCAGCCAGUACCGGUGCCUGGGGCCCGAAUCAUUAUUGCACCGUGAGUGUCUGGUUGCAUCGUGGUUUUCUUUUCAACCCCUCAUUUCCUCCGCUUUAGUAUUGCUAUCAUCGACAUUACUAACCUUUUGUAGUCAUGCCGGAUAUGACUACUGCGCCGAUAAUGCCGCAUGGGCAUACAAAUCUCUCGACCUGUCGAAUGCAAAACGCAUCUUUCUUCUUGGUCCCUCCCAUACCAUGCACCUCUCAGGCUGUGCACUCACCAGUCAUUCGAAAUAUGCCACUCCAUUUGGAGAUCUGAUUGUGGAUAAAGCAACGGUUGACGAGCUCCAGGCGACGGGCAAGUUUGACACCAUGCCACUUGAUGUGGAUGAGAAUGAGCACAGUAUGGAAAUGCACUGCCCGUACAUCUACACUAUGAUAUCUCAGCACCUCAAAUCACCCGCGGACCACCCGACUCUGAUACCUGUCAUGGUCGGAAACACCAGAGCAGAGACUGAGGUUGAGUUUGGAAAGCUAUUUUCAUCAUAUCUUGCGGAUCCAACCUCAGUCUUCGUCGUAUCCUCAGAUUUCUGCCACUGGGGCAGCCGAUUCCAAUAUACGUAUUACAUACCAAACGGCUCUACAACAGAAGGAGGCGGCAUUAGUCUCCGAAGAAGAGACCCGGUGCCAACUGACCCACCAAUCCAUGAAAGCAUCGAGAAGCUAGACCGUAUGUCGAUGAAAUCGAUCGAAGCCGGCACACACAAAAGCUUCCUGAAAAACAUGCGGGAGACUGAAAACACAGUUUGCGGAAGACAUCCAAUUGGAGUCGUCUUGGCCGCUAUCGACCAAUUGAGGGAAGUUGGAAAGGUGCCUGCGGAUCGCGGAUACUUCAAAUUUACCCAAUACUCCAGAAGUAGCGACCCGGUGGAUGCAUCAGACUCUUCUGUGAGCUAUGCUAGUGCGUAUGCCAUCAUCUGAUGGGCAGAAAGGGGCGGUGGGUCCAGAUCUUCUACACAUGCAGCAUUCUAUAAAUUGAAUGUUGAUAUAUUUUCUUCUCUUG